UCCCUGAACAGCGAGGGAAUUUUUUGGACUCCUCUUCUUCACUUCGCAGAAAAAACCCAGCGACAAGGCGGUGAAAGGUUCACAUCUUUGCGCCAUCCUUCUUCAACCUCCCUCGCUCUCGACUGAUAAAGUUCUCUCGCUUCUAAUCGGUGUUCGACAAUGGCCGAUGACGCCUCGCCUGUCCGAAGAGACCCUAUCAAGUCUUCAGUUGGCAAUGUCGCAGCACAAAGGAGGCGGCGACAAGCCGUAGCUGUGGGGAAAGAAAGAAGAGAAUCAUUAGUUCGGGCAAAGCGGUUAUGCAGGAUCGGGGUUAGUGGUAGCGCUGAUGGCGACGGUGACGGGGAAGGUGAUGUCUCCCCUGGCAAUGAUAUGGUGGUUGAUGAGGAGCAGUCUGUUUUGGAAACUCAAACUUCCUCAGCUGUUGAAGAGUUGAAGGCUGCUAUUACGUACCAGGGAAAAGGUGCAAUGCAGAAAAGAGUGAGUGCCCUCCGUGAAUUAAGGCGAUUGUUAUCAAGGUCUGAGUUUCCUCCUGUUGAAGCUGCUCUAGAUGCAGGAGCAAUACCCAUUCUUGUGCAGUGUCUUUCCUUUGGCUCUCCGGAUGAACAGUUGCUUGAGGCAGCAUGGUGCCUUACAAACAUUGCCGCAGGAAAACCAGAAGAAACAAAGGCUUUGUCGCCCGCAUUGCCAAUGCUUAUUGCUCAUAUUGGUGAGAAGAGUUCUUUACCUGUCGCCGAGCAGUGUGCAUGGGCAUUGGGAAAUGUGGCCGGUGAAGGAGAGGAGCUGAGAAACACUUUGCUCUCACAAGGGGCCUUACUACCUCUUGCAAGAAUGAUGCUUCCAAACAAGGGUUCAACUGUGAGAACAGCUGCCUGGGCAUUGUCAAACUUAAUUAAGGGACCUGAUUCUAGAGCAGCGACCGAUCUGAUCAAAAUUGAUGGGGUGCUGGAUGCAAUUGUUCGGCACUUGAAAAAGGCGGAUGAGGAGUUAGCAACAGAGAUUGCUUGGGUAGUUGUGUAUCUCUCAGCCCUGUCAAAUUUUGCUACUAAUUUGCUGGUGAAGAAUGAUGUGGUUCAACUCCUUGUGGAACGAUUGGCAACAUCUAGUAGUCUGCAAUUGCUCAUUCCGGUAUUGCGGGGUUUAGGUAACCUUGUGGCUGGUGAUACAAACACCUCUCAUGCUCUUCUUCUUCCCGGGAGUGAAGUCACAGAUGGGGUGGUGAAGGUCCUCGUAAAAUGUUUAAAGAGUGAGCACCGAGUCUUGAAGAAGGAAGCAGCAUGGGUGUUAUCUAACAUAGCCGCUGGUUCUGUUGAACACAAAAGGUUACUAUAUUCGAGUGAGGCAUUGCCAUGGUUAUUACGCCUCCUCUCAUCAGCCCCAUUUGAUGUAAGAAAGGAGGUGGCAUAUGUCCUGGGAAAUCUUUGUGUUGGCCCAACAGAAGGUGAUGCAAGGCCCUAUCUUAUUCAGGAACACUUGGUUUCACUUGUGGGUGGUGGAUGCCUCUCAGGGUUUAUUGAUCUGGUAAGGUCUGCUGAUAUUGAGGCGGCAAGAGUGGGACUUCAAUUUAUAGAGCUGGUUUUGAGGGGAAUGCCCAAUGGUGAAGGGCCGAAGCUUGUAGAGCGAGAAGAUGGGAUUGACGCCAUGGAAAGGUUCCAGUUUCACGAAAAUGAGGACCUGCGAAAUAUGGCGAAUGGUCUGGUCGACAAGUACUUCGGGGAGGAUUACGGGGAUGAUGAAUUGGCCGGUUAAUUCAAGGAUGACCCUGGUGCUUGGCUUUUGAACUUGCAAUUGUGUACAUUAGGCCUGUGAAAUUAUUGUGGAUCAUUUUAGCUAAUUUUAGGAAGAUGAGAUAGCUGCGAAAGUCCACCUCUUCAAUGUGCAGAUUUUGAUGGGUUUUUCUCUCUCCGGUCAUGGCUUGUCGUAUUGGCUGUGGACGCGCUUGCGGCCUCCUUUGGCAUGUCUUUUGCUGGAAUGUCUUUGCUCAAGGAAAAGCAAUAUAGGGAAUACAUUUUAUUCCA
Rhodamnia argentea is the source of this 2015-nucleotide messenger RNA. Its product is annotated as importin subunit alpha-9. Gene Ontology annotation, biological process: NLS-bearing protein import into nucleus. Gene Ontology annotation, cellular component: cytoplasm; nucleus. Gene Ontology annotation, molecular function: protein binding; nuclear import signal receptor activity. The record is from RefSeq and is a predicted model, not a curated record. The coding region runs from base 160 to 1746 and encodes 528 amino acids. NCBI's taxonomy places the organism in Eukaryota, Viridiplantae, Streptophyta, Magnoliopsida, Myrtales, Myrtaceae. The transcript has 11 exons.